GAAGGGAAAGUAGGAGAAGGAAAAAGAGCGAAAUCAAUCAAAGCGCUUAGCGUCAGUGUUGCUGCAGGAGCUCACACUCGUCUGGUGUCAUCGUUGUCAGGUGGAGGAAAGUAAACCAGCUUUUGCUCUACUCUAAAAGCUUGGGACUGCUUCUGCUUAUCUGGUUUUGUGAAACCAAAAGUUUGCCUCCUGCGAAAUUUCGUGGAUUUGGGUCAUCUAUCUUUUGGUGUGUUGCUCGGAAAUGGUUCUAGAAGGGUCAGCUAUGUCUAUGAACAAUAAUAACCCACCUAAGAGUCUCGGAGCCCCCUCGUCGCCCUUUGGCAAUGUCAGUAUGGUAGGGCAAUCUAUGUCUGCAAACACUGCAUUUCAACAAUCGCAAGCCCAAACACAGAUUGGGGCUGGUUACCAAGGUCAGUUUCAGCUCUCCCAAGCCCAGGCUAUUGCCCAGGCUCAUGCCCAGGCUCAGUCAAAAGCUCAUGCCCAAUUCCAAGCUCAGUUCCAAGCUCAGGCGAUGGCCCUUAACCAGAACCAAUCUGUUGGCAUUGCGAAUUUGGGGUCAUCUUCACCUUCCUUUUCCACACCUGGGAAUGCAAGUGCCAAGCGCUACCCCCAAAAACCACCAAUGCGCCCUUCUGGUGCUUCUCCUACGCACACGAUGUCACCUCUGAGAACCAUGGAACUCAACCCUGCUGCUCGUAAAAAGAAGCAGAAGCUUCCCGAUAAACAGCUACAAGACAAAGUAGCCACCAUUCUGCCUGAAUCUGCUCUCUACACCCAGCUUCUCGAGUUUGAGGCUCGUGUUGAUUCUGCCCUUGCAAGAAAGAAAGUUGACAUCCAAGAGGCCCUUAAAAGCCCACCUUGCAUUCAGAAAACGCUGCGGAUUUAUGUUUUUAACACUUUUGCUAAUCAGGUUCGCUCGAUUCCACAGAAGCCAAAUGCUGAUCCCCCUACUUGGACACUUAAAAUAGUUGGGAGGAUCUUGGAAGAUGGGGUUGAUCCUGACCAGCCUGGAAUGGUCCAGAAAUCAAAUCCCUUUUAUCCAAAGUUCUCAUCUUUCUUCAAGAGAGUAACAAUUUCUUUGGAUCAGAGACUAUAUCCUGAUAAUCAUAUCAUUUUGUGGGAAAAUGCUAGAUCACCGGCACCUCAUGAGGGCUUCGAGGUGAAGAGAAAAGGGGACAAAGAAUUUACUGUGAACAUACGGUUGGAAAUGAAUUAUGCGCCCGAGAAGUAUAAGCUUUCUCAACCGUUGAUGGAAAUUCUUGGUAUUGAGGUUGAAACCCGCCCCAGGAUAAUAGCUUCAAUCUGGCACUAUGUGAAAGCUAGGAAAUUGCAGAACCAGCAUGACCCCUCUUUCUUUAACUGUGAUCCACCACUUCAGAAAGUAUUUGGGGAAGAGAAGAUGAAAUUCACCAUGGUAUCGCAGAAGAUAUCUCAGCAUUUGUUCCCCCCGCAACCUAUACAUUUGGAGCAUAAGAUAAAGCUUUCAGGAAAUAGUCCAGCUGGAACUGCAUGUUAUGAUGUGUUGGUUGAUGUUCCUUUCCCAAUCCAAAGGGAUCUGUCUGCUCUUUUGGCCAACUCCGAGAAGAACAAAGAGAUUGAUGUCUGUGAUGAAGCAAUAUGUGCAGCUAUAAGAAAAAUCCAUGAACAUCGUCGCAGGCGAGCUUUUUUCCUUGGGUUUAGUCAAUCUCCUGUAGAAUUUAUCAAUGCACUGAUUGAAUCUCAAAACAAAGAUUUAAAGCUUGUAGCUGGAGUAGCAAGCCGUAGUGCUGAAAAACAGAGGCGAUCAGAUUUCUUCCACCAGCCAUGGGUUGAAGAUGCUGUUAUCCGGUAUCUGAAUCGUAAGCCAGGUGCAGGAAGUGAUGCUGCUCCUGGAAGCAUAUGAUAUGAGGGGAAUAUUGAGCUCUUGCCGGCGGUGCCACUGCCAGCCACCUUUGUGUUCUUAAGCAGAUGUAGGAGAGGUUGUAGGAGGAGGAUAUAGGAUUGCCUUUUCUAGUGUAGGACGAGGAGGGAGGACGGACACUGCACGCAGAUUAUUGAACCAAGGCAAAAAAUAUAGAUCUUGUUCUGUUUGUAACCAUUAAAUUUUACCAUGUACUUGCUGUGCUGCUGAACUUGCUCAUUUAUGGUUAAUGUACAAACAUGUAGACAGUUUUAUUCA
Messenger RNA from Pyrus x bretschneideri (Chinese white pear), 2158 nucleotides. RefSeq names its product SWI/SNF complex component SNF12 homolog. NCBI's taxonomy places the organism in Eukaryota, Viridiplantae, Streptophyta, Magnoliopsida, Rosales, Rosaceae. The transcript is spliced from 4 exons. The coding region runs from base 242 to 1882 and encodes 546 amino acids. The record is from RefSeq and is a predicted model, not a curated record. Gene Ontology annotation, cellular component: SWI/SNF complex; nucleus. Gene Ontology annotation, biological process: regulation of transcription by RNA polymerase II.